This is a messenger RNA of Gopherus flavomarginatus (Mexican gopher tortoise), 3464 nucleotides long. It is a transcript of the gene ATP10D, whose product is annotated as ATPase phospholipid transporting 10D (putative). Lineage: Eukaryota; Metazoa; Chordata; Testudines; Testudinidae. The transcript has 17 exons. Gene Ontology annotation, biological process: phospholipid translocation. The record is from RefSeq and is a predicted model, not a curated record. The coding region runs from base 203 to 3364 and encodes 1053 amino acids. Gene Ontology annotation, cellular component: plasma membrane. Gene Ontology annotation, molecular function: ATPase-coupled intramembrane lipid carrier activity; magnesium ion binding; ATP hydrolysis activity.
CCUCGGGGAGGAGGAACCUGGUGCUGAAUGAGGCAGCGGCGCUGGAUUCGGCCGUGGAAAUAGCUGGGGCAGAAGCGCCAUCCGCGUGACCGGGAUACGCUGCGCGGCCGUAUCUCCGCUGGGGCUCAUGGCCGUGACGCUGUGAUGCGCAUAGCGGGACUGAUAGAAGACUUGGCCUGGGUCACAAAUCAUUUCAGACAAUAUGGCAGACCCCAUCCGAUGGGCCCGAUAUCGGUGGCAGCGUCUGGUAUCUGCAGAAGGCAGGGAUGGAAGCAGCAACAGCUCCUCAUGUGACAAGUGUUAUCAAUCAUCCAAAGUGCCUAACAGACAUAGAAUAGUUAUACCGUGUCUGGGACACUUUAAAGAAGAGUAUGAAAAGGUAUCAAAAUUAUAUAUGAACAACAGAAUACGAACUACGAAAUACACUUUAUUCAACUUUAUACCACGGAAUUUAUUUGAACAGUUUCACAGAGCUGCCAAUUUAUAUUUCCUAUUUUUAGUUGUCCUGAACUGGGUUCCACUGGUGGAAGCCUUCCAGAAAGAAAUUACCAUGUUACCUCUAGUAGUAGUUCUCACAAUUAUUGCAGUUAAAGAUGGCCUUGAGGAUUACUCAAAAUACAAACUAGAUAAGCAGAUAAACAACUUAUUAACUAAAGUAUAUAGCAGGAAAGAGAAGAAAUACAUAGAUCAGUGCUGGAAAGAUGUUAAUGUUGGGGACUUCAUUCGACUUUCAUGUAAUGAAAUAAUUCCUGCUGAUAUGGUGGUGUUAUACUCUACUGAUCCAGAUGGGAUCUGUCACAUUGAAACAGCCAGCCUUGAUGGAGAGACCAAUCUGAAGCAGAGGCAGGUGGUGAGAGGAUUUGCAGAGCAGGUUUCUGAAAUUGAUCCAGAGAAGUUUUCAAGUAGAAUAGAAUGUGAAAGUCCUAACAACGAUCUCAGUCGAUUCCGUGGCUUUGUUGAACAUUCAAACAAGGAGCGAGUGGGCCUGAGUAGAGAGAACUUGCUGUUACGAGGAUGCACAAUCAGAAACACCGAAGCCGUUGUGGGCAUUGUGGUGUAUGCAGGUCAUGAAACCAAAGCAAUGCUGAAUAACAGUGGCCCUCAUUACAAACGCAGUAAAUUGGAAAGGAGAGUGAACAGUGAUGUCCUUUGGUGUGUUCUGCUUCUGAUUUUAAUGUGUUUAAUUGGUGCUUUGGGUCAUGGAAUUUGGUUAAGUAGCUAUUCGAAGAUGCCUCUUUUUAAUGUUCCUGAGCCCGAUGGAAAAUCCACUCCACCAGCAUUAGCAGGGUUUUAUAUGUUUUGGACAAUGAUCAUUUUAUUACAGGUCUUGAUCCCGAUUUCUCUCUAUGUUUCAAUCGAAGUUGUCAAAUUGGGACAAAUCUAUUUAAUUCAGAAUGAUAUUGACUUGUACCAUGAGAAAAGUGAUUCCACUAUUCAGUGUCGAGCGCUGAAUAUCGCUGAAGACUUAGGUCAAAUCCAGUACAUCUUCUCUGACAAGACCGGAACCCUCACUGAGAACAAAAUGGUUUUCCGGAGAUGCAGUAUUGCAGGACAGGAAUAUUGCCAUGAGGAGAAUGCCAAGAGGCUGGAAUCCUAUCAAGAGGCUGAUUCAGACAGUGAAGAUUUAAGAGAUGCUCUAUGUGGCUCAUUGAGCUGCAUGUCAAAGCAGAAGGUGCACAACUGCAAGACAGUGAGUCGGCCUUUGAACUCCAAGUCUUUGAAUCAGCUGGCUGGUAGCUGUUCUGCCUUAGGAGGGAAAGAUGGAGUCAGUAACAUUCCACACUCAAGACAUGUAGCUUUCAGCAGCCCCAUUGAAACUGAUGUUGUUCCAGACGCAAAGCUCAUGGAGAAAUUUAGUCAAAUUACCUGUCAUUCCUAUGCACAAUCAGAAGAAACUGACAGACUGCCAUCCUUGGAGACAGUAUAUAUCACUGACUUCUUUCUUGCUCUGGCAAUCUGUAAUACUGUGAUAGUUUCAGCUCCUAACCAACCACGUCAAAAGAGGAGACUAUCUUCACUAGGUAGAAUGCCUAUUAAAUCCCUUGAGGAAAUCAAACAGAUGUUCCAGAGGUUGUCAGUCCGAAAGCUGAGUUCAUCACCAGCUCCAAGUGCAAAAGAGUCAUCCUCUGAGAGCCCUAGUACUUUUGGGAGCAAACUAUCUAUUUUCAGAGUGAAGCUGGCUUCACCUGCUAUGGAAGGGGUGGCCGAAACAGUUAAUGAAGCUCAGGCUACUGAUAGCCCACAAUGCACCAAAGUACCUCCACUUGGACCAUUAGAUAGAGUGGACGUAGCUGCAGGCAGUGAGCACUCUGAUGCUGGAUCAUCUCUUGAACAAUCUAUUGCUAAGCUGUGUUAUGAGGCUGAGAGCCCUGAUGAAGCUGCACUAGUUCAUGCUGCCAAGGCUUACAAAUGCACUUUACAGUCUAGGACUCCUGAUCAAGUUACUGUAGACCUGGCUGCUUUGGGAUCUUUGACAUUUCAGCUUUUGCACAUUUUGCCUUUUGACUCAGUACGAAAAAGAAUGUCAGUAGUAGUUAGACAUCCGCUUUCCAACAAAGUGGUGGUGUACACGAAAGGUGCAGACUCGGUCAUUAUGGAUUUGUUGUGGACUGGACCUUCCGAUGAUAAAUCAGAAAUGGAACAAAAGAAAAUUAAGGAGAGAACUCAGAAACACUUAGAUGAUUAUGCCAGAAGAGGACUGCGCACAUUGUGUAUAGCUAAAAAGGUGAUGAGUGAUGCAGAAUAUGCAGAGUGGUUAAAUAGUCAUUUUUUAGCAGAAACCAGUAUUGACAAUAAGGAAGAGCUGCUGCUUGAAUCUACUAUGAAGCUUGAGACCAAGUUAACACUCCUUGGUGCCACUGGGAUUGAGGAUCGCCUGCAGGAGGGUGUUCCAGACACUAUAGAGGCACUGCGAAAAGCUGGAAUCAAAAUUUGGAUGCUGACAGGAGAUAAACAAGAGACUGCUGUCAAUAUCGCAUAUGCUUGCAGGUUAUUGGAACAAGAUGACAAAAUCUUCACCCUCAAAUCUCUAAGUAAAGACGCCUGUGCAUUGUUGAUGAACGCUAUUUUAGAAGACAUCCAAAAAAGUAUGUAUGCCCAAAAAAAUCACAACUCCAAACUUGCGAGCGUCUUUCCAGCUCCUUCCACCCAAGCUCCAGAGUUCAGUGCCAGCCUGGUUAUUGAUGGAAAGACUUUAGAAUAUGCCCUGCACGAGAGCCUGCAAAGUAUCUUCCUGGAACUCACAGAGAGGUGCCGGGCUGUGGUCUGCUGCAGAGCAACGCCCCUGCAGAAAAGUGAAGUCGUCAAACUGGUGCGAAACAGGCUGAAAGUGAUGACACUAGCUGUAGGCUGUGAUGGCAAGUGACUUUGCAAUUUCGCAGUUCAGACACCUCAGCAAGCUGCUGCUUGUCCAUGGUCACUGGUGUUACACCAGGCUGGCCAACAUGAUCCUUUAUUUUUUCUAC